Messenger RNA from Rhinopithecus roxellana (golden snub-nosed monkey), 1301 nucleotides. RefSeq names its product translation initiation factor IF-2-like. The transcript has 4 exons. Lineage: Eukaryota; Metazoa; Chordata; Mammalia; Primates; Cercopithecidae. The record is from RefSeq and is a predicted model, not a curated record. The coding region runs from base 372 to 1301 and encodes 309 amino acids.
UUUAAAACAAAGACUCUACAAAUGACCAUAAUCAUAAUGAAAAUGCGGCCAUCACUUUUUUUUUUUUUUUUUUUUGAUAAUUGAAAAACAAGUGAAAUUUCACUGUGGAGAUAGGCCUACUACAAGGAGGACAUUAACUAGCCUUGAAUCACUUGUUUAUUUUUGUCUUUAAACGUGUUUGGAGGUUUGGAUCCACUAAAUCCUAGCUGUUAAUUUCAAGGAAGGUCAGGGAAACAAGAAAUCUCUCCUAAAACAGCUUUGGGGUUAAAGCAAUCGGAUGUCAUCUAGCCAGUCCUGAAAUAAAGUUUUCUGAAAGCUGUCAGGGGCAAGCGAGGCCAGGCGAGGCGGCGGCCUGGAAUGAAAGAAAAUGGAUGGGAAGCAACACCGCUAGCCGCCAAGUUCUUAGAAAAGCAGAAGUUCGUCGUCCCUCCUCGCACGCACAGCGAGUGCUGGGAAGUGGCCUGCAUCCUGCCCUGAUUUGGGGGCCUCGCAGUUCACCUCCCGACAGUGCCCCAACCACCCGCUGCUUGGCAGGCUCUGCUGCUUGCAGAGCCCCUGCCCGUGCCGCACGCCCAGGGCCGUGGAAUCCCGAGCCGCUCCGGCCUGCGCCCAGCGCCUCCAGGCACCAACUUCUCCGUGGGACCGGCCCGAACUCUCCCGAACCGCACUUGGCGGCGCCGCGGCCGAAGUCCAGCAAGGACUCCUCCGGCGCGGCAAAUACUCGCUCCGACCGAAGCCACCGCCGCGCGGGUCCUGGGUCGGGGAGGGGAACCCCGAGUAGCCUCCCGAGGCCGCCUGGACUCCCGGGCCCCGGCGGAGCCUCGGCCCCGAGACGCGGGGACGACUCGCGAGCGCGGCGGGCCUCGCCCCCUCCCUCCCCGCCCUCCGCGGGCUCCAGCCUGGAUCCUACCUGGCUCCCAGGCCGGGUGCGAGCAGCAGCCGGGGGCGCGGAGGCCCCGCGCGCGACGAGGGCGGCGGGGGUUGGGACGACAGCGGCCCGCGCGGCUCCCACGCUUCCGCCGGAGUCAGGAGUUGAACAUUCCGCCUCUCUGCGCGGCGCCAAUGAGGAAGACAGUCACGGCAACAGCACCACCUAUCUCCCGGCGCGGAACGGCCGGGCCGCCCUCCCCUCACACGCGCGGGCAAGCGGGGCGUGGGGAAGGCGCUUGGGCCUCCCUGGCCUGCGCCCGGGGGGCACCAUCCGCCCCGCGCCCCGGCACCCGCCGAAGCCCCCAGACACACCUGCCCUGCUGUCGGGGGAGAGCUAUAUUCUGAAACUGCCACCAGCUGUCAGUGGAUGA